This is a messenger RNA of Dama dama (fallow deer), 735 nucleotides long. RefSeq names its product serine rich single-pass membrane protein 1 (gene SSMEM1). The coding region runs from base 1 to 735 and encodes 244 amino acids. Lineage: Eukaryota; Metazoa; Chordata; Mammalia; Artiodactyla; Cervidae. The transcript has 3 exons. The record is from RefSeq and is a predicted model, not a curated record.
AUGGGAGAUCUUUUUUCUUUAUUUUGGGAGGUGGAUCCUCCCACUAUUCCUAUAAGUUUUACCAUUCCAAAUCAAGAUUAUGAAUGCCGGAAGGAUGACUCUUGUGGGGCAAUAGGGAACUUCCUAUUUUGGUAUUUCAUCAUUAUACUGGUCCUGAUGUUCUUCUCUCGGGCUUCUGUCUGGAUGUCUGAGAAGAAAAAGGAUGAAGACAAUGGGACAAGUACUUCACCAAGUAAAGAAAGCAAAGAUAUUUCCAAUAAGUGGCGAGACAAAGAGGGUGCCUGGGAUUCUUUGCAAAUGAUGAAAAAACCAAAGCAGAGCCAACUUACCCCUGUAACUGACUCAGAAGUGGCUUUGGUCAAUGCCUGUCUUGAACAAAGACGAGCGAGGCGCUAUUCUGAAUUCAAUCAAGUGAAUCUGACCCAACAUGACAGUGAUACUACUGAGUGUGACAGUGAAGAAUCUAACUCCGGAGCCUCCUCUUGGAAGGAGAGUGAAAGUGAACACCACCCAUCACCAGCCAGUAUUAAGAAGAGAAAAAUAGCUCAGAGGCAAAGGAAUAUGGGAGGUUACCAAAUCAGGGAAAGGCCCUGCCUCCACUGCAAAGCCAUGAGAACCAAUGAAUGGCUAACUCGCCAUUUCCUUCAAAAUGCUUCAGUAACAAGCUCAAUGAAGGAAGAUAUUCAAGAUGAAAAUUCUGGACCUGAUAUUAAGACAAAAUUCAGUAAAUUUUGA